Messenger RNA from Drosophila subpulchrella, 1794 nucleotides. Its product is annotated as catalase. The coding region runs from base 140 to 1660 and encodes 506 amino acids. Gene Ontology annotation, molecular function: catalase activity; heme binding. The transcript has 2 exons. Lineage: Eukaryota; Metazoa; Arthropoda; Insecta; Diptera; Drosophilidae. Gene Ontology annotation, cellular component: peroxisome; mitochondrion; cytoplasm. The record is from RefSeq and is a predicted model, not a curated record. Gene Ontology annotation, biological process: response to hydrogen peroxide; hydrogen peroxide catabolic process.
UUUAGUUCGUAUGUUUGACGACCACCAUCACUCACAACAUCAUCGUUUGCUGUUCAAAUCAAUUGUGUAAAAUAUUACUUUAAAAACUUUUUUUGGAAAUUUAAGUUUUUCUGGCGGUAUCUCGAUACAAAAUUUAAAAAUGUGUUCACGCGAUCCGGCCACAAAUCAAUUGAUCGACUACAAGAAUAAUGACUCCGAGGUGCAAAAGGAGAUCACAACAUCUAGUGGAACUCCGGUUGGUGUAAAGGAUGCUAUACAGACGGUGGGACCUAGGGGUCCGGCUUUACUUCAGGACUUUCAGUUUCUUGACGAGCUCAUGCACUUCGACUCGGAACGGAUUCCCGAAAGGGUGGCCUAUGCCAAGGGAGCUGGGGCCUUUGGCUACUUUGAGUGCACCCAUGACAUUUCCAAAUUCUGUGCGGCCACAAUUUUCGACAAGGUUAAGAAACGUUGUGCCAUCGCCAUGAGAUUUUCGGUGGCCUGUGGGGAACAAGGUUCGGCGGAUACGAUCCGCGAGCAACGUGGAUUUUCGGUCAAAUUCUAUACAGACGACGGCAUUUGGGACAUUGUGGGUUGCAACAUGCCUGUGUAUUAUGUGAGGGAUCCCUCGCUGUUCCCCAGCUUGAUCCAUGCCCAAAAACGCAAUCCGCAGACCCAUUUAAGGGAUCCCGACAUGUUCUGGGAUUUUAUGACGCUACGUCCGGAAACGCUGCACGCUCUGCUUAUGUACUUUAGUGAUCGCGGGACGCCCGAUGGAUAUCGCCACUUGCACGGCUAUGGAGUUCACACAUAUCGCAUGAUCAAUGCAACUGGGGAAACGCAGUACGUUAAAUUCCACUUCAAGACGGAUCAGGGUGUCAAGAACCUGGACAGCCGACGAUGCGAAGAGCUAAUGUCCCACGAUCCGGACUAUGCCAUCAGGGAUCUAUAUAACUCGAUAAAGAAGGGCAACUAUCCCAGCUGGUCCAUGUAUAUUCAGGUAAUGCUCAACGAGGAGGCCAAAAAGUGUCGUUUCAACCCGUUCGACGUGACCAAAGUGUGGCCCCAGAAGGAUUUUCCCCUGCUGCCGGUCGGAAAACUGGUCCUUGAUCGCAAUCCUACCAACUACUUCACGGAGGUGGAGCAGCUGGCCUUCAGUCCGGCCCACAUGGUUCCGGGGAUCGAGCCAUCGCCGGAUAAGAUGCUCCAGGGUCGUCUCUUUGCUUACGGGGACUCGCAGCGUCAUCGCAUGGGCGUUAACUACAUGCAGAUCCCGGUGAACUGCCCCUACAGAGUUAAUGUGAGGAACUUCCAGCGGGAUGGUCAAAUGACGGUGACCGACAACCAAAACGGGGCCCCCAACUACUUCCCCAACUCGUUCUGCGGCCCGAAGGAAAGUCCCCGGGCUUUGGGCCUGCAAACCUGCUGCCCCCUGACCGGAGAUGUUUACCGAUUUAUGAGCGGUGAUACGGAAGAUAACUUCAGUCAGGUCACCGACUUUUGGACCUACACCCUCGACAAUUGCGGCAGGAAACGACUUGUUCGCAAUUUGUCCGAACAUCUCACCGAGGCCAGUCAGUUCCUCCAGGAGCGGGCAGUAAAACUAUUCACCAUGGUACAUUCCGACUUCGGACGACUGAUGACGGAGGCCCUGAACACGGCCAGAAUAUCCAAAUUCUAGAGCUAUCAAAGAACUACAAUGGCGCUUAAAUUGUGCGAGAUGUUGCUAAGAGUUGCUGUAAUUCUAAUUGUCCAAAUUGUCUAAAUUGUCCAACGUGACGGAUUAGUAAUUUACAAGUAAAUUGUAUCGAGAUA